AUGUAUGUUGAAGAAGACUUGCUGAUAGUUGACGAGGUCGGCGUCUCUAGUCAACAAGCAGGGCGCGAACAAACUUCCGCCCAGCCCGUGUUUUCAGACCCUGAGAGGGUCUAUUGUAGAGUGGCGGAUCCCGGCCAGGAAAGACUCCGCCGAAGUGAAGGCUCGGGUGGAUAUUUGUAUGCGGACGCGGUUCGGGACCGCGUGGUUGCGGAAUUCGAAUGUCGCCUGUCGAAAAUCUACAGAAAUUUCGUAACAUGUUUUAGUGAUUGGUAUAAAAGAAAAUUGAACGGAACUGAGAUUGCCAAAACUGUUAUGGGGAGCUACUCGUCGCGUGUUAGUUAUUGUAAGGGCAGAAAAAGCAGCUAA
Helobdella robusta is the source of this 366-nucleotide messenger RNA. RefSeq lists its product as hypothetical. Lineage: Eukaryota; Metazoa; Annelida; Clitellata; Rhynchobdellida; Glossiphoniidae. The record is from RefSeq and is a predicted model, not a curated record. The transcript has 3 exons. Bases 1 to 366 code for a protein of 121 amino acids.